CAUUAAGUGUGUUGUCAUCCUAGGGAAGACAAGUUGUGGUAAUACUUUUUUCAAGUGUGCAGACAUCAAAAACGGUUAUAAUACCUGCGAGGCGUCGACAUUCUGGUAUUAUUUCUUAUCAAGGUUCACCAGUUUCGAGAUGAAUCAAUUAAAGAUCCUGGUCGGCGAGAUACUUAACAGUAUGAACAUGCCUGGCUGCCCAAAAUCUCCUAGCCUCGAGCUUAGCAUUUCCACAGAGAGCCUCGACCAGCUGGACCUGUCACCUUACCAGGCUGAAAUUAAGUGCAACAAACUGCUACCUUAUGCCGACAAGCUUGACGAGGAGGCCGACAAACUCUUCGCUGACAUCAAAGCCAAGCUGGGCAAGUGCGUGAUCUAUGGAGAUGUUUAUCCAGGCCUCUAUCGAUGGUCAUCGUUUGUUCACAUCUACAUUCGUUUGUAUGGCUUGAGAUUCACAAAGGAAGAUCAUAUUGCUCUUGUUAAGCUGUUUUACGAGUUAAUAACCAUCCCUGGGCUUCAGCCCACAUCACUGGAAAAGUUUGCAACUAUACUAAUGUUACUGCUUAUGAAAGAAGAACUUCUCUCACCAAAUGACUUGGAAUUGCCUUGGAGGCCUCUUUACAAUUUAUGCUGGACAGUAUACAAUUGUACAUCAACCGACAAAAUGGAUAAGACUAUGUACAAGUACUCCAUGAGCUCCAAAAAUAUAUUAAAUAAUGCAGUUCAAGUAUCAAAGCUGUAUUUUCCCUUAAGUGCAACUCAAGAAAUAUUAGAUGAAAUAAGGCCUCACCUGUAUCUUUACAAUGAGAAUGUUGACAUGUAUUUGAGCCUUUUGCGACGAUUUCUACCAGUACACUUACCUGUUGAUCAUCACAGCAUAGGCCAUGAAUUAUGGUUUCAUGAAUUUAUGGAAUAUUGGGAAAUUCAGCUUACAGAUAGUACAUAUGAAAAUAAAAUGAUGCAUAUUAUGGCUAAAUUAGCAUCUGAAAAUAUUGGCUACAUUGAUUGGAAUCCAUACAUUCCCAUUAUGUUUUCUAGAUUUCUUUCUAGUAUGAGCAUGCCAGUGAAAUAUAAAAAAUUGGGUAGUGAUUUUAAUCCUGAACUUGAUGGGUCUCUCAUAGCUGAGUGGAUAGCAUCAGUUCUGGGUGAUAAAAGUGAUGCUCAAAUUUAUUUGGAAAAGUUUUUGAAAACAGUUGAAACAUACUUUCACCCUGCUAAUGUUGGUAUGUGGUCUUACAAACUUUAUUGUUUGUGGAACGAUCUUCCUCGCUUCGUUUCUAUAAGAUUGUACAGAGAGCGUUAUAAGAAGGAAUCGUGGAAAAUACCAAUACCUGAUAGUUACCAACUUACAGAUGCAAAUAUUGAUGAUUUUGUUGCUAGCAUGAUGCCAAUAACCACGAUUGCCAUUUUCAAUAAAAUGUCUAGAUUGAGUUCAUCCAGUGCAAUACAAGAUUUGGCUGCAAUGCGACCUAAAGUUGUUAUUCCAAUGGUGCUUGAAAAACUAUAUCCCCUCCUAGAAGACAAUACCACGGAACGUAAUAAAUUGGUUUCCGUAUUUUCUUGUCUAUCUUCGAUGCUCCGACCAUUAGUUUUAGGUCCCCGUCACUUUGAUAAAGCUUAUGCAUAUUCUGAGGGACCUACCCACGUACUAAAUCUUCUGUACGCGGCCUUGUCUGGGAUAGAUAUGAAUGAACCUGAUAACUGUUUUAAAGCAAUUAAUUUAAUUAAAACGUGCCUUUCGUUGGUUCCUGUAGUUAACUGUUCCAAGUCCAAGUUGGAACGAAACGAAGAAGAUAAUUUAAUAUGCGAGCAAACAGCCCGUUUCGAGGACUUUUUCCUACAAUUCAUGGAAAAAAUUUUCGCUCUAAUAAAAUCAGGGUCUCACAUAUCGGUUAGAAUUGAUAAUACAAAGGCGGUACAAAUGGACAUGUUCGAGACCAUGGCCAACCGGGCGUUAAGCGAUACUUUUUACGUGCUUUUGCAACAAAUGAACGAUGAUUUAUUUUCUACUGCCUUAGAAAAGCUUUACUCGUUUGUUAGAGAAGAAACUUUUGAAGUUAAAGUUGCUGGCCAAAUGGUUGCAAUGAUUUGCAAUGUCUUCAGUAUGAAAAAUGGCAAACUAGUUCUUCGCGCUUUUGUGCCUUACCUUACAGAAAGGAUUUUGAGUUACUUUGAGGAGGACCAUGACACUGUCGGAGAGCAUCUCGAAGAUCAGUUACUUUAUCCAUUACUAAUACUGAAAAGCAUACUUGAUACUCAAGGAAGUGCCAUCCUGCCACACUUAAAUACCCUUUUACCAGUCAUCGACAAAGUCGUAAUGCUGGAGAACCAUGAAAUAAAUAAAUUAGGCUGCGAUUUGUUGCAAAGUUUGUUCAUAUCACUUUGUAACUUUCAAAUUAUAUGUUGUGAAAAUAAUACCGUCGAUGGCGAGGAAUAUCCAUACUGGGAAGACUGGGGAAACAGUAUGGAUGUCGACUCAGCUCAAUUAAGGUGGUACAUACCUGGAGAACAAGAGCUAGCUGCGACUGAGAAACUAUUUCACCGAUACUUCUUUCCUGCUAUAGAUAAGAUCCAGAAUUACAUCAACGGAACGAUUUCCUUAUCUAGAAAUGAACUUCAAGUAAGGUUGAGAAUUAUUUUAAAAUGUUUAAAUGGAUGCGAUGUGAUAUUACCUCGUUGGAAAGAAGAGUUUAUACUCAGCAAGGGAUGCGAAAAUUGUACAUAUGAGUUUAGACCUUACAUGGGAAUUGACUAUAAAAUAACUAUGCCCAAUGGUGACAAUGUCAAACGUUUUGUCGCCCAAGUUAUGGGUAAUAUUCAAGAAGUUAUGUUGAAGAAUAUUGAAGAUAAUACAGAUUGCUUCAACCUUUUGUUAGAGAUUUGGAAAACCUUGAGUUGCAAUCCAAUAAGUUUAAUGAUAAAUGCUAUCCAAAAUCGUAAUAUCAUGCAUGCGCGAAAGGAAAUAGUCAGCAUGAGAAUAAAUGGUGAUAAGGGUCUUUUGCCAAGUAUUUUACAAAAAUGGGUGCAUCUUCAGCACGAGUGGCGGGAAGCAAAUGUCAUGUGCCCAUUAACUAAAACGUCAAAGGAUAUCAUGUUGAACUUGUUCAAGUUGAGCAUAAAUAAAUAUAAAGAAAUUCGUGAAACAGCUAUGCAUGUCCUUGUAGUAAACAUGGAAUGGUUUCAAUGCUCCCGUGAAGAAUUCGUUCCCUACGUUGUGGAAAUCCUUCAAAGUGAUACAGAAGCUAACGAAGAUGCCUAUGUUGGAGUUUUGAGUUUGAUUGGAAAUUUAAAUGUAAAUUUGCUGAAAAACAAUUGGCAACUAUUACUGAAGCUGGUACCAGCUGUGGUAUUGGCCAAGCCAACCGAAAAACUAGAAGCUAUUAAAAAACUUGAAGAAAUUGCCAUGCACAUCAAACUUGGAUACUCAACGACAAACAUUAACUUAAAGGUAUCGGAUAAUUGCGUGAAGGCAGCUUUCGAACUGUGGAGCGUUGGUCUAGCCCCAUCGGAGUCGCAGCCAGACAAAGAGACUAUUAAAAGUAGACUAGCUUUCGCCGAAGAUUUGGGACGUGAAAAUUUACAAGCAUAUAAUGAUUUAUUGGAAAAACUGAUCAGUGCUGUUUUAAGCGGGAACCUCCACUGGCGACAUCAUCACAUGGCCACAGAUUUCAUUGCCAUAAUUGCCCAUCCUGAGUACUUACUGCCGACUAAAGUAGUGCGAUAUUUCCUUGGUGCUUUGAUUCACGAUUCCAUUGACGAGAGGCGCUUGGCUUUAAACAUGAUGGUGCAGAUAUUGUACCAGCUCAAAAGAAAGCAUCCAAAAAUAACAAUUGACGUUCCCAAUCGAGAUAGAACACUGACACCGGGAAUCAGAGCUGACAAUGAGUGGUUACUCUAUGAUGCCUCCAACUGGCCAAGAACGGCGGAAAAAUGGGACAGUCCGUGCUAUUUGCACAACGAAAGCAUAGGUUUUUAUGCGUGGCCAAGAACUCUCGAGGUUUACGCGCCGUACGCUAAGCAGCCAAAUCUCGAUCGUAAAGUUCGUCAAAUGUGCGAGCAGGAAAAAGAGGUCGACGCGUUUUUCUCCGACGCGCAAAAUAUCUCCCAGCUCAUUAAAUUCCUGAGCAUGGAAGAUAAAAAGGACAAGGACGUGUUCAGCCAUCAACGCUCCCGGAUGUUCGAGGGACUGUUUCGUAACCACGGUGACGAUCACUUGGCUCAUUUUUUGCCGCAUCUGCACAACUUGGUGCAAGACACCAGCGAGAGUUCGCAACGUUGUGCGGCCGAAAUAAUCUGUGGUCUGAUCCGCGGUUCUAAGCACUGGCCCUUCGACAAGACAAAAUCAAUGUGGGACGAACUGUUGCCGAUCAUCCGGCUUGUUCUUGACAACGCCAGCAUGGAAAGUAUGACCGACUGGUUGACUUGCUUUACGCAUGCUAUGAAGAAUCGCGAUCCCAAUAGGUUGUUUUGGAUGAUCGAGUUCAUUAGAGAUGAGGCUUUGAAGAGCGAUCGCGGCAAAAGUACCAUUAACGAGCAAACGAAACUAGGAAUUUUAAAGCAAAUCACUGAUCACCAAUACUGGCGCAUGAGUCUCUGGCUCGGUCGACUACUGCCGGACGUCAGAUCCUACUUGUACGAAAAUCCUCUUAAAGGCGUAAGGGACAAUUUGGCUCUAAUAUUAGUCAAGAUAUAUACCUCGCACUUGUUUUAUCAGAGAAAUGAGAAUCGUCCAGAAUGUCCAAAAGUAAGCGAAUUCAUUAAUCCCAAUCAACCGCUUCUGCAAAACUUGUUGGAUGAGAGUUCUGAGAAUGGCCGAAAAUUUCUGCAUACAUUGUGUUCAAUAACUACCGAAUGGAUGGUCUCGGUUACCUUUGAGGGGGGAAGCUUUUUUGAUCUCUAUCCUUUACUCGUUCAAAUGGAGAACAGUGAAACGCAGUAUCCAGAGCUCGCUGAAAUCUGUAGGAAAACGAUAGCAUCUCUAGCUACGUCGUAUCUUGCAGACAGCAUUCCAGUUGCUCUCAAAGCUAUUAACGAAACCUCAAAGAGCAAAUCAUGGUCCGAGCGAGUCAGUACCAUCCAUUUCAUUGAAGUCGUACUAUUUUACAACAUGAGCAUAUUGUGGAGCAAUGAGGACUGGAUGGAAAAGAUUCGCUCGAUAGUUUUGAGACUGAUCGAAGAUGAACGAGUUGAAGUUCGAGAAAAGGCUGCCGAAGUUCUCAGUGGAAUGCUGCAUUGCACUUUAAUCACCAAUGAAAAAGCUCUCUUGGACAAAUUUAUGAAAAUGGCAAAAAAGAAGGGGCGGAGUAAGAAAAACGAGUCCAAAAUUGCCGAUUCAAGUGAAACCAUACGUCUGCGGCACGUCGGUGUACUUGGCAUGUGUGCUUUUAUCCAAGCUCAUCCCUACGACAUUCCUCAAGAAAUUCCCCCGAUAUUUGAACACUUGAGCGCACACCUCAACGAACCAGAUCCUAUUUUAACGACAAUACGCAAAACGUUGAGCGAUUUCAAGCGCACUCAUUGUGAUACCACGGCUGGACUUCAAGGUCUCGCGGAAAAGUUGACUCCGGAGCAGUUUGAAAUUCUACAAGAUUUAAACGUACCUCCUUCGUAUUUUUCAUAGAGUAAAGUGUAUAUACAUUUUUAAUUGACGGUAAGGAAAAGUGAUGCAUGUUUUUUCCUUCAAUCGAUCGUUAAGUAUUUUUCUACCGGUUUGUUUGUUGAAUUGGAGUUAUAGUACAAUUAUAUUU
Messenger RNA from Copidosoma floridanum, 5747 nucleotides. RefSeq names its product proteasome activator complex subunit 4-like. Gene Ontology annotation, molecular function: peptidase activator activity; proteasome binding. Gene Ontology annotation, cellular component: nucleus; cytosol. Lineage: Eukaryota; Metazoa; Arthropoda; Insecta; Hymenoptera; Encyrtidae. Gene Ontology annotation, biological process: proteasomal ubiquitin-independent protein catabolic process. The record is from RefSeq and is a predicted model, not a curated record.